Messenger RNA from Hypomesus transpacificus, 11179 nucleotides. It is a transcript of the gene pkd1b, whose product is annotated as polycystic kidney disease 1b. Gene Ontology annotation, molecular function: protein binding. The record is from RefSeq and is a predicted model, not a curated record. NCBI's taxonomy places the organism in Eukaryota, Metazoa, Chordata, Actinopteri, Osmeriformes, Osmeridae. The transcript has 44 exons. Bases 119 to 11179 code for a protein of 3686 amino acids. Gene Ontology annotation, cellular component: membrane. Gene Ontology annotation, biological process: kidney development.
AGACAACCAAGCACCCAAGGGACCCUCAGUCCGAACGCCCACCGAUGUGCAGAAGCUACAGAGCUCCUGUCGGCUGUCGCGAGCUCCUCCACCCAGCUGGGAGUCCCAGAGGACAGAGAUGACGGCCCCUGUGAUCCUGCUGCAGCUCUGGAGCAUGUGGGCCUCCCUGCGUUCCUCAGUGGGAGAGGAGACUCUGUGCCCCGCGGGAGCCCAGGUCGACCUGGCGACGCUGCGAUGCUAUUGGCUGUCAGGAGCAGCGGCGGCGUGGUCGGAGGUGCGGGGGGGGUGCACACUUACGGCAGGAGGAGAGCUGGCGAGGGUACAAGGUCCAGACCACCUGCUGUUCAUCCAGAACGCCUUCCCAACGAGAGCCGGUGCCUGGGUGUGGGUGGGGCGCGGGGGGGCAGAGGGCCCCCAGCCGAGGGCCCCCGGGUGGGGCAGGGCUGGGAUGGGGCUGGGAGACUGCCCCCUGGUGGCCCUAGGGACCAGAGGGCAGCGGAGGACGACAGCAUGUGAAGAAGAACAUCUCUCCCUCUGUGAGAGCCAGGUGACAGUGUCUCUGCCGUCUCCAGACAGUUACCUGACAGGUGUGCCUCUGAUGUCCGCCGUGUACGCAAGGACCCAACUCCGCCCCCUCCCCAUCGCCCCGGCAACCAGCCAACUCGGAGUGGAGAUGCUGCUCUUCCCCGGGCUGUGGUUCAGCCACGCUGGCCAGGUGGAGUCAGUGGAGCUGGUGGUCCAGCCCAGCCAAGUGUGGUCCCUGGCCAGGGUCCUCAUCCUCAGGCCUUACUGCAGGCCCAGCCACCACCUGGUGCCCCCAGGGUGUAGCUCCCUCCUCAACCCCUUCAGUGUGUGUUCCUCCGUGCCGCUGUGUAACACCACCGGGGGCUGUGCCCGGGGGUGGUACUGGUGCCACCUGCAGGAGGGCUGUGUUCCCGUCACCAGCCCCUGCAGCCCCUACCAGCCCCCUGUCUCUCCCGGGGGCCACAGCUACCCCCAGCCCCCCCGCUACCACGCAGUACCUCCUCUGUACCACCAGGUGGCAGACCUGCCUCUCAGAGUGGAGCCCAGCGUAGAACAAACCCACAUCAGUGUGGUUCUCCCGGAGAGAGAGAUCCUGGUGUUCCCUGACGACAUCUUGGCCGUACAAUCCACCCGCCCCCCCGGAACCUUCCUCCACUGCCGUACCGCUGGCUCCUCCCCCUGGCGUCAGAGCUACCUCUCCCUGAGGGGGAAGGAGUGGGGGGGGUGGUGGGAGGGAGGCCUCUCGUCCCCCCCUGAGGGGGGAGUGUGGGUGGACGGGGUGGAAUGUGACCUACGGAUGCUGUACGUGGACACACUGCACGGGGACGGCACCGGACAGAACCAUCUUAGCGGCUUCACCCACGCCUCCAGCACCCCCAUCACCAGGGCCCAGACCCCCUCUCCUGCCCCAGCGCUGAGCCCCAUCUCUGGACUUGGCUUCAUCCACCCCCGGCCUGACGCAGACCACCGGAUCCACAUCCUGGUCGACGUCCCCACGCUCGUCGUCGUUAAAAUCCUCUCCGGCGAGGGAGCCACCAGCUCCUGGUCUGCCCCAGUGCUCCAGACGGGGGUGAUCUUCCAGCCAGCCUGCCCAGAGGAGCUGCCUCGUGGCUGGGCUGGCUGUGAGCAGGAGCCCCCAGGCUCCUGGUUCUCCUGGGCCCUGCUGGUCCUGCCGUCUGUGGGGGAGAGGAGCGUGAGGGUGAGGGCGGUGAACGGAGUUAGCUCCCAGAGUGCAGGUGUGCAGGUGUGGGCAUACGAGCAGGUGGCAGGGCUACACCUGGGGCCCAGCGGACGGCUGAGGAUGCUGGUAGGCGUGUCACAGUUGUUCACAGCCAUGGUGGAGAGAGGGUCUUCAGUGAGGUUCACCUGGGUGAUAGACGGCCUGGAGAGUUUGGCCUAUGAAGGAGACUCCUACACUGUGGUCUUCAAGAAGCCCUCUCAGUACAAGCUCACGGUGACAGCAGCCAAUCCUGUGAGCUCUGAGACCGUAGAGGUCAUCCUGACCGCUGAUGUUAUGAUCCCGAUCGCCCAAUCAGAGUUUGUCUCCGUCAACGAGGUCAUCGCUGUUGCAGCCACACAUCUUUACAACUUCCGGGUCAAAGUUGACAUCUCCCUAGGGGUCACCUUCAGGUGGGAUUUUGGAGAUGGGCAUGGCCAGGUAAACCACACCCACCCUGCCCUGUAUGACUCUAAGAGGGAGGAGCUUCUGAAGGGCGGAGUCAGACAGGUGUAUGUGCAGGACUCUGCUAGCCAUGUCUACCUGCAGCCAGAUGACUACACAGUGAAGGUCCAUGUCUAUAACAGCUAUGACAGCGUGGAAAGAGCCAUGACAGUUAAAGUCCGCCUUCCUCUGACCAGUCUGUCCGUCUUCACCUUUCCCGCCAUCCCCCUCGUCAACCACUCGUUCCUUCUAGAAGCCUCCCCCGAACCUUCCGUCUAUGGAAUCCUGUACACCUGGAACUUUGACGACGGUUCCAAAGAAGUCCAGGGGUUCCGUGGUCAGGUCAGCCAUGUUGUGGCCAAUGCCGGAAGCUACAACGUGACUGUGAGUGCCAACAACACCCUGACCGCCCUGGCAUCCUGGGUAACGGUGACAGUGCUGGAAGCCGUGGCCGGACUCCGGCUGAGCUACAACGGACCCAAUGAGCUGAACUCUGCGACUGAAAUCCACGGGGAAGUAUCCUCCGGGUCGAAUCUUGUCUGGGUUUUUGACUUUGGCGACGGGUCGGGGGGAAAAUCCACCCCUGUUUGCUCUUCUUCCCACGUGUAUGGGUCCGCAGGGAACUACACAGCCACCGUGACCGUGUCCAACUCUGUCAGCCAGGCCAGUCAGUCCCUGCCAGUGGAAGUCUUCAGGUUGUCCAUCCGUGCACUCCAGCCUGUGGGGUGUGUCAGGAGCGGGGAGGAGAUACCGCUCCAAGCUCAGGUGAACGGAGACGUGUCCUUGUUGGUUUUCCGCUGGAGUUUCGGUGACGGGUCGCCGUUGGCGAUCCAUGAGGGGAAUUCCACCGCUGCACACAUCUACUCGAGCCCCGGGGUGUAUCGUGUCAACGUGACCAUUCUGAGCCCGGUCGGAUCAACCUUUCUGGUCGCUGACGUUUGCAUCCAGGCACCCAUACAAGACUUGACCGUUCGUCCGUUUCAAGGGGCCGUGGCCCUAGGAGAGGAAGUGUGUUUGAACGCGGUCGUUAACCCCAAACAAACAGCCGGCUACCAGUUCCUGUGGACGCUUUUCCCGACUUUUGGAAAACCGUCCGUUUCAACCAACAUGUCGGUUAUCUACACUUUCACGGAAGCAGGUGACUAUGAAGUAUCUGUGAAUGUGUCUAACAUGGUGAGCUGGGAGGCUGUCUCUCACAGAGUCACUGUGCAGGAAGCUGUCCGAGGCCUGAGCCUAAACCUGAGCAGUUCCUCCGUCUGUACGGAAGACACCGUCGUCUUCACACCUGCCGUCUCUAAAGGAAGUGAUGUCACCUUCUCUUUAACGUUCCAGGAAAGCGGUUCGGUUAUCGAGUGUGCGGGGGGCGGAUUCGCAACCUCUGACCUCCCAGCCGGGGCCCACUCGGUGACUGCGAGAGCCUGGAACCAGGUGAGCAGAUCGCAGGUGGUCCGGACUGUGCAGGUGAUCGAGCGGAUCCGAGGUCUACGAUUGGUCAGCCCGAGUUCCGCUAUUUUGGAGGCUCUAAAAGAGGUCAAUUUUCAAGCAGAGGUCACGAGUGGAUCUCCGACCAACUACACCUGGAUAUUCCACCCCGAAGGGUCCCAACCAAAACAGGGACAGGAAGUGAUGUUCUCUUCACCCGGAAGUGGUUUGUUAUCCGUAGGUUUGGUGGCGGACAAUGGUGUCUGCUCCCAAACUGUGAACAAGAGUUUCGUUGUUCAGCGUCCCGUUAGAGAGGUCAAACUAGAGUGUACGUCGACACAAACGUUUACUGGAUAUCCGAUAACCUUCCUCGCAGCAGUAGACGGAGGCACCGAUCUGAGAUUUCAUUGGGACUUUGGAGACGCAGAUGAAGUGGUUGUUACGAACAUAAACACCGUCUCUCACGCGUAUCGUUCUGCCGCGCGGUAUUCCGUCCAGCUCACGGCUUCCAACGCCAUCAGCCAGGUCUCCUCAGGUCUGCGUGUGGAGGUGAGCGACCUCCAGUGCUCGCUCCCUGAAGUCUCCCUAGUCCAGACCCGCUCCAUCAUCCCCAGGUCCAGAACCGGAUACUUCGAAGCCAGCGUACACGCCAAAACCUGCACCACAUACAAGACCACCUACCAGUGGAAGGUGUAUGAAGGGUCCAACUGUGGAUCCGAAGACGUGACAAAGUCGUCGCCCCCCCAUAGGGGUCUGGUGGCCCUCGGGGGUGAUGUGGACGUGACCUCCCCCUUUCUGUCCCUCCCUGGACGAACUCUGGAUGUAGGCCACUUCUGUCUGGUCUUCACCACCAGACUUCAAGGAACCCCACUGCAGCUGUCUAGGAGCACCAGCCUCUCUGUGGUUCCCUCCCCCCUGGUGGCCGUCAUCAAGGGGGGCUCCCAGCGACUCUGGCCCAGCCACAGCGACCUGAUCCUGGACGGCUCUCUGUCCCAUGACCCGGACGUGGAGCCUGGAGGGGAGGAGGAGCUGGAGUAUCACUGGGGGUUCAUUUCUCGGAAAUCUAGCGAGCCGCCUCCUGCUGGCCAGGAAUGGAACAGCACGACCAGCAGGAUGACUGUGCCCAGCCGUGUCCUGCAGUCAGAUGUCUACCUUUUCACUCUGACCAUCAGCAAGAAGGGGAGAACAUCUGUCUCCACUACACAGUCUGUGUCAGUGAGCCAGGCCCAAGUACUUCCUGUGACGGUGGAGUGCGUUUCCUGUCGCCCUCUCUCCUCUCUGCGGGUCGGUGUCGGUCGCCCAGUCGUGCUGUCUGGAAGCUGUGAGCAGUGUGACGGCCGUGCUGAGUACCAAUGGACCGCCAUUGACCAGACCGGCUUGACCCUUGACCUGGACGAGGUCACUACCUCCACGGGGGGCCGGUCGCCUGCCCUGGUGCUCCGUCCUGGUGUGCUCAGGGAGGGGCUGACCCUCACCCUUAGCCUGAAUGUGACCCAGCCUGGAGGUGGGUACCCGGGCAGCGCCAGCCUCACCCUCAGCCCCUACCCACCCCCAAGCGGAGGACAGUGUAGUCUGACACCUGGGGAAGACAUGCUCCCGCUGGAGACUGUGGUCACCUACACCUGCUCAGGCUGGGAGGAUUCUGCACAGCUCAUAUACAGCCUCCAGGUGGCGCCAUGCCCACCCAGCAACCCUGCCUGCCCCCUGCUCACCCUCUACAGGGGAACGCAGUCCACGUUCCGAGCCCUGGUUCCCCUUGGCAACCCUGGCCCAAAGAAGCACCUGUCAAUCAUCUCCGUGAUCCUGCAGGUGGAGGACCAUCUGGGGUCUACGGUCACUGCCCUCAACAGGACUCUGUCGGUGCGGCGGCCAAGGGAGGGGGAGGUUGCCAGAGAGUGGCUGAGAAACAGGGGCCGAACAGAGCUGCGGUCGGCCCUCCAACAUGGCAACCCACAAGACCUCAUUCCCUACUGCAUCUCCCUGAGCAGCCAGCUCAACCAGAUGUCUCGUGAGGACAGGGAGGAGGAUCUCCAGGAAAGGAGGGCGAUCAGGGGGGAGGUGACGCGAGCCCUGGCCUCUCUCCCCCUCUCCUCCCUCCAGCAGGCUGCCCUGGUCAGCUCUGCCUUGGCUCAGGCCACUGAGGUUCCCAGCGAGGCGUGCUGCCAGGAGAAGGUUCUAGAAGCGCUGGGGAGGAUGACCCACGUGAUGGAACAGCACACGGAUCCAGGAGGCACCUUAGCCAUAGAAACUGGAAGGAACAUCCUCACCAUCCUAGGAAGUUAUUUGGCUUCCAGCCCCGCCUCCCCAUCCUCUAGCCCCUCCUCCCCAUCCUCUAGCCCCUCGUCCUCCCCCUCCAGGACUGCAGUGAGCGCUCUCUCCCUUGCCGGGGCGCUCAUGGGCUCCCUGAUGCGCCGGCGUUCCCCGGGUGAGGAGCCCCUCGUCCUCUCCACCCCUCGGAUUGACACCCUCGGUUUCCGCGGCAACCCCUCCCGGCUCCUGUGCACCGAUGACGACAACCCCCGCCAGUCGAACCAGUCCGACCAAUCGCAACCGGCUUCCCGGUCGACGUCGUCCAAUGAGGAGCAGCGAUACUCCUCCCCCCCUCCUCCUCCCUGCCAGUUCCUCAUCCCUGUCUCCCUCAGUGACCAGUUGAGGAAGUGGGGUUCGGAGGUGGUCCAGAUCGUCCUCAGCAUGGAGGGGGGAGGCUGGACCCCCCUCCUCACCCCCGCUAGCCCUCCCAUCUCCACCAAGAUGGCCGCCAUGGAGUUCACCACACCACAGGGCCAGCCCAUACCCAUCCAGGACCUGGACCCUGAUAGGGCCAUACGCGUCACCCUGGACAACCCACCACCAAUGGGAGUGGGUAGGGCUAGGCCUGGAAUGGGUCACAUGGGGGAGGCUGGGGGAGGGGCUGGGGAGGAAGGAACGCCCCUAGGGCUGAAUGUAACCCUUUUGACCAACGGGUGGGUGAACUUUACGGUGAAGGCUGGGGAUUGGCUGAAGCCAAAUGCUGGACUGUUCAUCACCUUCAACUUCAGCCUGCUUGCAGGAGCUGCUGUGCGUCGCUCUGGACAGGUGAGGAUCCUUGUGGCCUCUCAGGGUGGUCCUCCUGCAUCCCAGAAUGCCCUGCUCCGAGAGAUCAGCCUCUUCUUCUCCAACACGUCAGACUCCCUGGAGGAAACGGUUUUCCUCUCCCCACUUCUGAACUCCUCAGCCCAGCCUCUUUCCAUCGGCCUCUACUCCUCCCUGACCCCCGAGGCUGUCCAGGCCUCAGCCUGGGUCUUCAGCUCCCUCUGCCAGUACUACAGCCUGGAGGAGGGGCGCUGGAGCAGUGCUGGCCUCCAGCCACUGGGGGGCAGCAGCCUCCGCAGGGCCUGCUGCCUCACCCAGCACCUCACCCUGUUUGGGGCCAGCGUGUUCGUGCACCCGGAGGCCCUGGUGCUCCUGCCGCCGGAGGGCGGGCCGAUGCGUAACGUGCUGGUGGGGGUGGUGUGUGCUGUUCUGGUGGGGAUCCACCUGCUGCUGGGCCAGGCAGCCCACAGGAUGGACCUGCUGGAGAGGCUGAGGCUGGCCCAGGGCGGGCUCUGUGGGCCCCCCGGACCCCACCACUACUGGGUCCUGGUCAAGACCGGCUGGAGGCGUGGAGCAGGGACGACAGCUCACGUGGGGAUCAGUCUGCAUGGUGUGUCCCAGAGUGGAGGUCGUCACCUGGGGAGGCCGGGGGCGUUCCAACGCAGCAGCCUCGACCUGUUCCACCUGCAGACGCACCGCUACCUGGGGGAGGUGUGGAAGAUACGCCUCUGGCACGACAACACGGGCCUGGAGCCGUCCUGGUACGUGCAGCAUGUGGUGGUUGUGGACCCUCAGUCUGACCGUCUGUUCUACUUCCUGGUGGACGGCUGGCUCUCUGUGGACCAGAGGAGCCCAGCGCUGGAGAGGGAGGUGCUGGCCUCAUGUCCAGAGGAUCUCUCUCAGUUUCGGCGUGUUCUCUCCUCCCAGCUGAUUUACGGUCUGACGGAGCGUCACCUGUGGCUGUCGCUAUGGGAACGCCCCGCCCACAGCCGGUUCACGCGGGGCCAGCGGGUGACAUGCUGCGCCCUGCUGCUACACCUGUACUUGGGCCUGGGGGCGCUGUGGUAUGGGGCCACGGGCACGCACGGACACAGUGGCCCCGUUUCGUUCCGCAUGCUUGUUACCGGGGAGACAGUUGCCGUGGGGAUGGUGAUUGCUGUGAUGGUGUUUCCUCUGCAGUGUCUCCUCUGCUUCCUGUUCAGGAAGACCCGCACUCAGGUGCCGGUGGACAUCCCUCCCUCUCCCGUCUGCCAAUCAGUGGAAAUGGACGUUUAUCUUGGCCAGUCAGAAGAGGGCGUCCCGUCCUUCCUGUGUGAGGUGGAGUCUGAUGUUUCUGGAAGAGCGACUCCCUCCUCUCUGGACCCCUGGGGGGGCGGGGGAGGGGAGGGGGACGGAGGGAUGGUGAGGUGGCCCUCCUGUGACAGCCUCCUUGACCUCCCAGCAUGCAUCUGGGGCCUGACCUCUGACCCCUGUGGAGGAGAGGCCCUGGAGGUCGUCCCGACUCGGGUUCUGAAGAGGAAGAAGGCUCUGAUGAAGCCCCGUCUGGCGCCCCCCUCCUCCCUCCCUUCCCCCUCCUCCCUCCCUGCUCUCCCCUCCCCCUUCCAGCUGUCUUCUCAGGUGUCUCUGGGACAGAAUCACACCCUCACUCUGUCCGAGGAGAGUCUGCUGAGGUCCAUAGCUACAGACGUGGACCCAGACGCCCGCCCGCCCUCCUCCCCCUCGGACAGCGGUCGAUUCUCUCCUCGGACCUCCUCCCUCACUAACACUCGGAGCUGUAGUUCGUGGGGCAGCAGCUGGUCAGAGCUGAGCGUGGACAAGCCUGCGUACGGAGAGGACCUCCACAAGGCCUCCUGCCCCUCCCUCUCCUCCCCCUGCCCCUCCCCCUCUGCAUACUCCAUGGCCAGCACUGUCAUCCCAAGCCCCUCCCCUGACUCCUCCCCCGCACUCUCCCCCACACGCAUAGGUGUGUGUCGUGGUGACCCAGGCCUGGAGCUCCCUCCCUGGGCCCUGCGGGUGCUGUACCCCCUGGUGGGGCUGGUGCUGGGGGCCUGCCUGGGGCUAGUGGGGCUGUAUGGAGCCAGCUUCCCCAGCAAGGUGCUUCUGAUGUGGCUGCUGUCGUCCGGCUCGGCCCUCCUCACCUCCGCUCUGCUCCUGGAGACGUUCAAGGUGUGUGUGCAAGCCGUGUGGGAGACGGUGGUGUGGAGGCCAGUCGACCCAGAGGUGGACGAGCGUCUGGCCCAGGAGAGCUGUGGGACCAGGCAGGGGGGCCUGGAGGGGGGCGGGGAGGGGGGCAAGGUGCGCCCCCCCUGUGGGUUUGCUCUGCUGCAGGCCAUGGAGGAGGCCAGGAAGGUGCGUGCUCUGCAUGCGCUCAUCAAGAGCUGUGUGGGUCACCUGCUGUUCCUGCUGCUGGUGUUGAUGGUGAACUACCAGGCCUGUGUGGAGGAGAGCCAGGGGCGGAGGCUGCGCUCCUCGCUCACACACUCCCUGCUGCACACACACCACCUCUCCUCUGUCACCGGGUUGGGGGAGACAUGGCAGUGGUUGGACCACGCCCUGGUCCCUCACCUGUACGAGGACCCCGCCCUCCGCCUGGUGGGGUUGCCACGGUUACGGCUCAGGUGCGGCGCCGAGCCCGUCGUGACGUCGUUGUUGGGCAACGGCAGUGAGACGACACGGGCGCUGCUGUCCGCCCUGCUGAACACGACCAGGCUGACCGGCGUGGCUGUGGACUUCACCCAGUACCACACAGGGACGGCCGUGUUUGUGUGUGUGUCUGUGGGGUUGGAGCGGAGCCCCACACACGCUUUCCUCCACUCUCUCUCCGUCAGUCCUGUCCUCAUCCCUCCAUCCUCCUCAGGGCCCGGCCUGCACAUGGUGCUCAUGGUUCUCCUUCUCCUGUGCUCUCUCCUCCUCCUCUCCCGGCAACUGUGGGCCAUGGCUACUGAGCAUGCCCAGUACCUACGUCAAGGUUGGCACUGGCUCCAGCUCCUCCUGGCCUUGUUGUCCCUGGCAACGGCCGUGCUCCGACUGCACUUCCUCUCCCAGGCCACUUCCUGUCUGCUCCAGCUCCGGGUCCAGCCUCUCAGCUUCAUACAGCUCCACAGCGCCGCCCUGCUGGCCCGAGGGGCGUCCCAGCUGGCUGCCCUGCUGCUGACACUGCUGCUGCUCAAGCUGGUGGGCACCCUGGGGUUGGUGCAGCGCUGGGUUGUGAUUGGUCGGGUUCUCCAGAGGUCGUGGAGGGAGCUGGUGGGCGUGGCCUUGAUGCUGACCCUGCUGUUGCUGCUCUGCUCGCACACAGGACACCUGUUGUUCUGCAGCUCAGUGGAGGGCUUCCAGUCUGUGCGUGCUGCCAGUGUGUCUGUGCUGGAGCUGCUGCGGGGGGGCCUGGUCCAGGGGAGGCUGUGUGCGGCCCGGCCCCACCUGGGAACUCUGUUCUGCCUCCUCCUGCAGGGGGCAGCACUGGGCCUGCUGGCCAGGCUGGCUGGAGCCACCCUCCUCACAGCCUACAGGUGUGUGCAGGGGGAGCUAUGCUGCCCAGCCGCGAGGCUCCAGGACUACCAGCUGGUGGAGUUCUUCAUCAAGAGACUCAAGCUGUGGAUGGGCCUCACCAGGACCAAGGAGUUCAGACACAGGGUGCAGUUUGAAGGCAUGGAGGCCCCGCCCUCCAGAUUCUCACAGGGCUCCCUUCUGUCCUCCCCCCUUUCCCCCUGUCCUCUCUCCUCCCCCCUGUCCCCCAGUCCUCUCUCCUCCCCCCUCUCUGUGGGCCUGGGGUGGGGUGUGUGUGCUCCAGAUGGCCCUCCUCCCCAGGCCCCCCUGGACCGGCUGCUUCCCACCCUGGCUCUCCUGCUGGGUCGCUUCGACCAGGUCCUCCAGCUCACCCUGGACAUCCAGAGCCUGGAGGAGCGUCUGGAGGAGACCACCGCCAGGAGGAGGAGGAGGCUUGAUCGAGGGGUAGGAGGAGAGGAAGUGUGGGGGCAGGUCAGAGAGAGGAGAAGUGGAAGGGUCGAGAGAGAGAUUCCCCCCAGGUCUUCCAUUUCCUUGUCCUCCUCUCCUCUCUCCGUGACCCCCUCCGUCAGUCUCUCCUCUCCGCGCUCCGCCCACCUCUCCCCGCCGCGUACUCGCUGCUCCAAAUCUUCCGUGGCCCAGCCCCACCUCCACACCACCAGGGACGCCCACCCCUCGGAGGCUGCCCAGGCUGCCCACGGGAGCUCCGUCCUGGGCUUGGGCGCGGGCCCUCCUGGGGGCCUGCCCAGACGCAGGGCAUGGCACUCUGGGAGCUGUCAGUCAGCCAACGCAGCCUGGCAGGGCCCUGGGGGUGGUGGAGGAGGAGGAGGGAGAGAGGGAGGAAGAGGAGGUGGUGAUGGAGAAGGACGAGGUGGGGGAGAUGUGGGUGGAGGGGCCCCCUCAAAGAGCAGACCCAGGAGUGAGGAGGGGGACAGGGGCCACCCCAGUGAGGGGGACAGGGGCCUCCCCAGGGAGGGGUUAGGUUGCCAGAAGUGA